CAGGAUUUGGUGCUAGCGUAAACAAAAGGACCAAGGCGAAAGGGCAAAUGCACCUGCAGUGGAAGCCACAUCGUGUCUCCAACUACUUGCAAUCUACUAGUUAAGGAUGCGAAAUGCUUAAAUGCGCCAUUGGUGCCAUUUACAGGAAAGACAAUGCAAAAACGUUCAUAGUCUGUCCCCCAUGAGUGCGUAGUUGCCUUGGCUGCAAGCCGCAUACGUUGAUCGGGCUCGCUUCCUCCUUAGCAACGCGUAGAUCACAUAGCACAAUUGAACUCUACCUUGCAACGUAGCGCAGCCUAUCGCAGCCCACCCGUCUCGCAUCCUCCGGCGCAGUAUCGGCGCCAUCUCCGCCUCUCCUGCCCUAAAUAAUCGCCAAGUCAACCCCGAACGCUGUCCAUCUAAUCAGUCCAUUACACAUACUCCAGCUUGCAGCGCCUUUCUGAACAUGGAUUUCACAGCUUACAUCUCGGGUCUCAGCCCCGACAAGCGAACGCUGCUGUACCGCAGCCCCUGGACAAGUCUGGCUGUGUUCCGAAACCUGCCCCCGCUGGCGCAACUGUACGUCAUGCGGCUGCUCUUCCUGCCGGGGCCCUUCCCAGCGGACUACCUGGACAGCUGGUGCCGCCGCUCCUGCACCUCAGCCCACCGAGCAGCCCUGGCCGCACUCCAGGGACUGGACGUGCUCAUGCUCCAACAACAACAACACCAACAUCAACAACAACCUGGGGGCCAGGGACAGGGACAGCAGGGGGGACAGCAGCAGAAGGGCUGGACGACGGUGGCGGUGGGAGGCGGUGUUGGUGGUGGUACGGCAGGUGGUACGGCAGGAGGCGGCAGUGGUACGGGAGGCCGGGUGGCGGGGGUCCCUGUGUGGGCCCUGCAUGCGGACUUCAGGG
Messenger RNA from Astrephomene gubernaculifera, 896 nucleotides. The record is from the annotation of a GenBank genome assembly. NCBI's taxonomy places the organism in Eukaryota, Viridiplantae, Chlorophyta, Chlorophyceae, Chlamydomonadales, Astrephomenaceae.